Amyelois transitella is the source of this 2496-nucleotide messenger RNA. RefSeq names its product O-acyltransferase like protein. The record is from RefSeq and is a predicted model, not a curated record. NCBI's taxonomy places the organism in Eukaryota, Metazoa, Arthropoda, Insecta, Lepidoptera, Pyralidae. The transcript is spliced from 13 exons. The coding region runs from base 94 to 2307 and encodes 737 amino acids. Gene Ontology annotation, molecular function: acyltransferase activity, transferring groups other than amino-acyl groups.
UCUCAUUAAUAUUUAACUUGUCUGUGAUUUGGCCACAGAGUAAAGCGUGGCAAAACCAAAAGGUUGGAUAGUGAAAUUAAAUUUAGAUACAAAAUGAAAUUAAUAUUAAUUAUAUUUUACUUUGUCAUUGUAAGUACAGUUAAUGGAUAUGUUAACAUAGUAAUUCCUGACAGUAAAAAUGCAUUUGACCCUAUACUCUAUGAAGAAGUGUUGGACCCACAACUAUGUCUAGAACAAAUGAGAAUCCUGGUAAAUAACUCUGCUGUGCUGAGUCAAUUUUUGGAUGCUGGUAUGAGAACACCAAGGGGCAUUCUAAAAGGGAAUCUUGUUGAUUUCGGAAAUUAUUAUCAAUGUUUAGAGAUUAAUGAAAAUGUAGAAAAUACGAACAUAGAAGGCAAAUACUGUAAGAUAUCGGUGCCUCUGGAACAAGAAAUAAACUGGCCAACAUUGCCAGAUUGGGAGAGGCCAAACAUAACAUUCCCUGAAAAUAUUACUUGGCCUGAACUGCCUUGGACAGGUCGUAGCUCAUACAGCAAUAGUCUCAGUAAAGAAACUAUUGAAAUAAUAAAGAAUUUUCAAACUUUGAAGACUCAGAGCCGUCGCUUGUUUGGUGUAAAAGUGGAAACUUUUGAUGAACCUGACGUAUUGUUAAUGCCUGAUGCGGCAUUUACCUUAGCCCUAUGUAUUCCAAAGCCAUGUACCACUCGCGAAGUUCUGACUAACUUUCUGGGUCACUUAGAGGGGCUAGGUCUACAAUACAGAGAAACGGCUUGUCGGCUGCCCAAUGACAAGCGGUGGGUUGCAGCAGACUAUACGGCUAUAGUAAUCUUUUCUAUUCUUGGCCUUUUGGCUAUCAUAAGCACCAGUUACGAUAUACGUCAGACAAUUAUUCUUAAACGAGAACCAAAAUCUGUUAACAAACUCUACCAAAGCUUCUCCGUCUAUACGAAUACUCGCAGACUACUUACGUUCAACCCAACGCCUGGAGCCUUAGAAUGUUUAGACGGAGUACGAUCUCUUGCUAUGAUUUGGGUUAUUAUUGGUCACACCUUUGUAAACCAGUUGGUGGGGUCAGAUAUGGCGAACCCGGCUGAUAUGCUGCAGUGGAUUAUGUCGUUCAAUGCCGUGUGGAUUACAGCUGGUCCUAUCACUGUGGACACUUUCUUCAUGAUCAGUGGUGUCCUUGUGGUCUAUUCUACAGCCGGAAAGGUUACUAGAACGAAAUUCAUCAAGAACGUCCACUUAUUCUACCUGAACCGCCUGUUCCGUCUGUUCCCCGUGUUGGCAGCAGUCAUUCUGCUGCAGGCCUCAAUCUUCAACCGCAUGACUGACGGUCCCCGCUGGGAAACAGUCGCGGAACACACAAGAUUCUGCCGAGCAAACUGGUGGUCCACGCUGCUGUAUAUACAGAAUUAUUACAACCCUUCGCAAAUGUGUUUACCUCACUCGUGGUACCUGGCUAUAGACUUCCAGAUGUUCCUGAUCUCCCCAAUCUUUCUUUUCUGGAUUGUAAGCGGCAGAAAGCGGGCUGCCUGGUUAACUUUAAUCACUGGCCUUCUGAUGUCUUUGAUUGGAGCUACCGUGUACAACUUUAUAAUGGAUUUCCCCUCCGUUAGUAUGAGUUUCUCUCGACCAGACGACCGAACGUAUUACGUCCAUUACUACUACGUGAAUACAUUAACAAGAAGCUCUCCAUUCUUCGUGGGCAUGAUUUAUGGAUACAUGCUCCACAUGUACAGGGGGAAAAAAUUAAGCAUGUCAAAGGUACAAACUGCAGUCUUAUGGGUCUUGGCUAUAGGUAUCAUCAUUGCAGUAGUGUGCACCCAUCAACCUCUGAUGCAAUCGGACUGGGACAACCAGUUGGCAGAUAACUUUAUCAACUCGUUCAUGAGACCCGUCUGGGCCCUGGCAGUUGGAUGGAUUGUGUUCGCUUGCUCUAAAGGUUAUGGAGGUCCAGUCAAUUGGAUACUGUGCCUUCCCAUGUGGAAACUUCUCGGUCGUCUCUCCUACGCAAUGUACAUCGUUCACUUUCCACUGAUGUUCGUGUUCAAUGGAACUGCCCUUGCACCUAUUUAUUUCUCUGUUGAAUUCUCGAUUCACAGAUUCACAACAGACUUCAGUUUGGCGGUGAUGUCGGCGUUCCUCAUCACCUUGUUUGUGGACUCGCCGUGCUCGACCCUCAUCAAGAUGUUAUUAGGAGGUGGCGCUAAAGGAUCCCCGCAACUCAAGGUGGCAACUGAUCAGUUGGAAAAUGGUAAAACUGAUGUCGAUUUCAGACCAAAUCAAGAACUGAAAACAGCUUUUUAAAAUUAAAAAAAGGAAUAGGAGAAUUAGUUUUAAUAUAGGUAAUUAAGCCAUAUCUGUAAGUAAUCACCAUUAAUCUUUCAGGAAUAUCAUGAAUGUAAUAAGAUUUAGCAUCAUCUUUCUUAUCAUUUAUAUUAAGAUAUCAUAAAUGAUAAGAAAUAUGUUAAUCAUUAUUUUAUGUAACAGUGACGA